This is a messenger RNA of Sinocyclocheilus anshuiensis, 10250 nucleotides long. RefSeq names its product trichohyalin-like. Gene Ontology annotation, biological process: regulation of apoptotic process. The record is from RefSeq and is a predicted model, not a curated record. The coding region runs from base 127 to 10176 and encodes 3349 amino acids. The transcript is spliced from 5 exons. Lineage: Eukaryota; Metazoa; Chordata; Actinopteri; Cypriniformes; Cyprinidae. Gene Ontology annotation, molecular function: NAD+ poly-ADP-ribosyltransferase activity.
UUCUUUACCAUUGCUAGAGCAAUAUGCCUCCAUCAUCAGACCACAACUUUUUACAGAACUAAUUCAAUACAGUAAUAACACAAAAGAUCACAAUUCAGCCUUUUUAAAAUCAGGUAGCAAGCAGCCAUGGCAGAAUCCAGAGAUUACGUUGGAGACUUUCUGACAGAAUUCAAGGAGCAGAUAAUUACGAGAGCGACUCGGGUCAGUGACAUUGCUGAGGCUGUUAUCUCCCAAAGUCUGAUCCAUGAAGCAGCAGCUCAACAAGUGCAGGCUGCUCCAACCCAGCAGGAGGCAAUGCGGCUCCUGUUUGAGGCUUUGGAAAGAGAGCCACCUCUAAACAGUGUGUCCUUCCAUCUCAUCCUGAGAAUGACAGAGCCUGAACUGAUUCAAGCACUAGAGUGGAGACAACGCAACAGCAAGCAUACGCAAACAGAGAGAAUCAGUCCACCCAGUUCUCCCAGAGAAAAAAGAAGACAGGAUGACAAAAAUGGACAUUCAAGUGACAUCCAGAAAAGAAAAGACUCUCUAAAAAGGCGUAGACUGGAAACAAUGCGUGCCAUUGAGCAGAUUGAGAACCUUUGGGAAGGAACUAAGCAAGAGAGGACUGAGAUAGACAACAUGAGACAGAGGAUUCAGCGACAGCAAGAUGAGAUAGUCAGGAUGACCACAGAGAAAAGACAACUUGAGAGAACUAUUACUCACAUGAAAGCCGAGAUGGACCACAUCCGCAAAAGAAUGGAUCAUAAUAAAGAAGAGGUAAAUAGAGAGAGGGAGAGGAUUGAGCAAAUGAGAUCUGAUCUCCAAACUGAGCAAACCACCCUAGAGCAAAAGCAUGAUGAAAUUAUCAGAGAGAGACAGAACUUGGAGAUGAUCAGAUAUGAGACUCUGAGACAGAAGGAGGAGCUGGAGAGCAACCGUGAAAGCACAAAGUACGAGAUGGAACGAAUGGAACAAAUAAAAAGUGCCAUACAAGUUCAGAUCAAUGAGAUAGAGAUGAAGAUUGAGGAAACACAGAAAGCAAAGUGUCAGAUGGAGCAGAUGAAAGCUGAAAUAGAGGAGGAGAAAAGCGAGUUGGAGAGAAAGAAGUAUGACAUCAAGAGGCAAAGAGACCAGUUUGAGCAGAUUAAAGUUGACAUACAGCAAGUAAAGACGGAAAUGGAGCAAAGGUGGCAUGAAACAGAGAAAGAAGGGCUGGAACAGAGAGCUAUAAUCCAAAGAGAGAAAGAUGAGCUGAAAUACCUGCAAGACGAGAUUCAAAGAGCAAGAGAAGAGGUUGAAAGAAACAGAGUGUUUUCAAAACAAGAGAAUGAGAGAAUAAACCAGCUGAGAGCUCAAGCGCUUACAGAAAGCAACCUCAUUGAAAAGAAAUGGCAAGAUAUCUUAAUAAAAGAAAAGGAUCUGGAAGAGAUUAAAUAUGAAAUUGAGAGAGGUCGAGAGGAGUUGGUAAUGAAUGGAGAGCUGGUCAAAAAGGAAUGGGAAAAGAUCGGACAGGCCAAAGUGAACAUACAAAAUCACAUGAUAUCUAUGGAUACCAGAGUUGAGGAAAUAAAAAGAGAAACUGAUAGGGUGAAACAUAUGAAAAUAGAGAUGCAGAAGGACAAAGAUAUUCUAGAAAAACAGAAGGAUGAUAUACGAAAAGCUAAAGAAGAAAUGGAGAAGAAGAGGUAUGAGACAGUGACAGAGGAGCUAGAGCACAGAGCUCGACUGCAGAGGGAGAGAGACGAGCUGGAGAGUUUAAGAGUAGAGAUACAAAGGGCUAACGAUAUGGAGAAAGCAAAGCUACUGAAGGAGAAGGAAGAAAGUUUUAAGAUAAGAGAAGAAGCCAGACAAGAAAGAGAAAUUACAGAACUAAUCAAAGCCGAGAUCAAGGCUGAAAAAGACAACUUGAACCGAAGACAAGAGGAGAUGCUGAGGGAGAGACAAGAGUUAGAAAGAAUUAAACGUGAGACGGACAGAGCCAAAGAAGAUAUUGAGAACAGCCAAGAAGUCACAAUCCGGGAAAAUGACAAAAUGGAAAAAAUGAAGACUGAAAUUCAAGGACAAAUUGAAGAUACUGAGAAGAAAAUUGAGGAGAUCCAAAAAACAAAAGAACAAAUGGAGGAGACAAAGGCUGAGUUGGAGGAUGAGCGGGAGGAGCUGGAAAGAAAGAGAGAAUUGGUGAGAAGAGAGACCGAACAGUGCGAGUUCCUCAGAAGCGAAAUCCUCAGGGUGAAGGAGGAAAUGGAGAGCAGGUGGCAUGAAACAGAGAAAGAGGAAGUCGAACUCAGAGCGAAAACUCAGCAUGAACUGGAAAGACUGGAAAAAUUAAGGGACGAGGUCCAAAGAUCUCAGAAAAACAUUGUGGAGAGCAGGAUGGAGCUCAUGCAGUGGAAGGACAGUCUUGAAAAAUUGAAGCUUCAGGUAGAAGACGACAAACUUGCCGCUAUCAAACAGACGGAUGAGGCUAAAGCAAAGAGAGAGGAGUUGACAAAAAUGAUAGAACAGAUGGAGAAAGAGCGAGGAGAGAUUAAUAACAGCAGAGAAAAGGCUAAAGAAGAAGCAGAUGAAAUCAAAAGCAUGAGAAAUGAGCUACAAAGACAAAAGGCAGAAAUAGAGAACAGGAUUAGAGUUGCAAAACAAGAAAAAGAGGAGGCAAACCAUGCCAAACUUGCAGUCCAAGAGGCUAAGAUGCUCUUAAAAAAGCAAAUGGAAGAGUCAGAAAAGAGACGGUAUGAAACCAUAACAGAGGCGUUGGAGCAAAGAGAUGAAAUACACAAAAAAACAGAGGAGUUAGAACAAAUAAAUGAAGAGAUACAAACAGCCAGACAUGAGCUAGAAAAGUUGAGGCAUUCUGAAAAAGAGAACCUGCAGAAAAUGCUGGAGGAUACACAGCAAGAGAAAGAGUUUGUUGAGCAAAUGAAAAUAGCUGUGCUGAAGGACAAGGAAGAUCAGGAAAAGCGUUUAGCUGAGAUGGACAAGGAGAGAGAGGAGCUCAAACAGAUUAGAGUUCAGGUCCAGAACGAGAAGAAAGAUCUAGAAAAACGAAGGUAUGAAAUGAUGAGAUAUGAUGUAGAACAGAGUGCUCAAGUGCAGAGAUUAAGAGAAGAACUUGAGAAGAUCAAGACUCAGCUAUUUCUGGACACAGAGACCAUGGACAGAAGUAGAGAGUUAGCGCAACAAGAUAGAGAGAAAGCUGAACGUCUUAUGAUUGAGAUCCAGGAACAAAGAGAGGAAGUGAAUAAAAGGUUAGAGGAGACAAAACGACGAGAGGACACUUUGAGGAAGAUGAGAGAGGACAUGGAGCACGAUAGAGAAUAUCUGGAGAAGAUCCGUGUGAAAACGCGGAGAGGGAAAGACACAUAUGAAGAGGUCAAGGAUGAGAUUAACAGGGUGAGAGCAGAGAUAGAGAGGUUGUGGGAUGAGGCUGAAAAGGGAGAGCAUGAGGAACGUGAGAAGAUGAACAGGGAGAAGGGGGAGAUGAUGAGGAAGAUGGAAGCUAUGAAGGAGGAGAUGGGUGAGAUUGAAGACAUGAAGAUGGAGUUAACAAAACAGAAGAAGGACAUCGACGUAAAGAUGGAAAAGGCAAGGCUGCAAAUGACUAAUCUUGAAAAGAUGAGAGCAGACCUCCAAAAACAGAAAGAAGACAUUGAAAUCCAGAUGAUGGAAGCAAAGAGUGAGAGAUACCAGAUGGAACUGAUGAGGACUGAGAUCUUAAAACAAAAAGAGGAUGCUGAAAGGAAAAUGGAGCUAGCAAAAGCAGAGAUGGACAAAAUGCAGCUUGUCAAACAGGAAAUACAAAGACAAAUAGAAGAGCUGGAGGAAAGGAUGCAGAAAACCAAACGAGAGAUUGGAGAAAUGGAGCUGAUGAAGAGAGAAAUGGAAGGGAAGAAGAAAGAACUUGACCACAGGAUGAAAUUGACCAUGAGGAAGAAGGACGAGAUGAAACGACUGAGGAUGGAGAUACAAAGGGCAAAAGACGAGAUGGAACAAAAAAGAGCGGAGACGGAGAGGCAGAAAUAUGAAAUGGAGCAAGUUAAAGCUGAAAUCCAAAGAGCGAGAGAGGAGUUUGAACUUAGGAUGGAGGAGAGAGAUUUAGAAGAAGAGAAAGGACAGAUGAACCUCACAAUAAUCAACCUUAUUCAGCAGAUUGAGGGGACGAGAGAAAUGGUGCGGAAAGCAAAAUUCCAGAUUGAAAGCCGAAUGGCAGGAAGUCAGAUGGAGACAACAGACCAAGAGGAGAUGAAUGCUGAGAUGCACAGGCUCAUUUUGGAGAUUGAACAAAUCCGGGAAAUGCUGCGAGGUCUUAAGGCUGAGGCAGAACACAACAAGGAAAUGAUGAAGAGAGACAGGGAUGAGAUGAGGCAACUGAAGAAUGAAGUUCAACGAAGGAGAAGAGAGAUUGAAUACAGGGAAGAAAAGAUUAUGAGAGAACGGGACGAACUAGAACUCGUGAGAAAUAUGAUGCAGCGGCAAAGAGAAGAACUGGAGAAGAGGCUGGAGGAGACCAUUAAAGAGAAUGAUAUGGUGGAGCAGAUGAGAGAAGAUGUGAAAAAUGCUUUGGAGGACAUAGAACAGGCCAAAGAAGAGAUAAAGAGACAGAAAGAAUGCAUUGCUCUAGAAAAGACAGGCAAAGAAAAGGUUCAGCCUGCCAUCAUUCCAACCGAGAGCCAGGAGUAUGCAAAAACAGAAGAACCAGCUGCCAUUAAAGUGGAAGACUUUGUGAGUGAUGUACAGAAAGAAAGACAAGAACUGGAACAAUAUAAAGAAAUAAUUUUAAAAGAGAAACAUGAACUAGAGAAAACAAAAGAGGAUGUACGAGCGGUAAAGAAUGAAGCUGAAGAGAGGAUGACAAAAUUACAAGAGAUGGAAAUAGAGAUGGAAAAGAAACGAGUGAGUCUACAAAACUGGGAAAGACUGCUGCAAUCAGAGAGAGAAGAAAACCAGAGAGGUUUAGAUACAAUAUGGAAAGAGAAGGAGCAGCUAGAUAAAAGAAAACAAGAACUAGAGAGUAUGGAAGUAAAUCUACAGAGAGCGAAAUGUGAAUUGGAAAAAGCAAGAUUGAUGGAGAUUAAACAAGUUAAUGUACAAGUCCAAACUGAUGUGAUGGAGGAUGUAGGAAAAUAUCAGAUGAUCUUGACUAUGGAGGAGCUGGAUAAAGAGCGACAAGCUCUGGAGAAUUUUAAAGAAGACUUACUUGCACAAAAAAGUACAACUGAGAGACAACUGGCAGAAAUAAAACUGAGCAAGGAUGAAUUUUCACUCAAAGAAGCCGCACUGCAAACUGCAACAAAAAACACAGCAGACAUAGAGUUACAAUUAGAGCUGCGAAAACAGGAGCUAGAACGAACAAAAUAUGAGCUGGAAAAGACAAAGCUAGAAAUACAGAAAGGAUGGGAUGACCUGCAGGCUAAGAUUACAGAAAGCAGAGAAAAAGACAAUAUGAUAAGAACAGAAUUAGAAAAUGCGAGAGAUGUCCUAAAUCACAUUCGACAGGAUAUAGAAAAACAAAAGCAAACCAUGGAGGCUCACCUAAAAUACACUUUUGCUAGAGAACUGGAAAAUAUAGAAGCUCAGAGAAAAAGGAUAGAGGAUGAAAAGGGAAUGUUACAGAACAUGAAAUAUGAGCUGCAAAAAGAGUCUAGUGAUAUUGAAAGGUUAAACCAGGAUGUGCAGAAAGAAAGACAGAACAUGGAGAAAUGGGCAGAGCAGCUUAAACAAGAGAGGGAGGAACUAGAAAAGAAAAUGUGUGAUAUGCAACAAAUACAAGCAGGAAUAGUCAGAGAAAAGAAAGAUCUAGAGAACCUGAGAGAGGAGAAUGAGCUGACACUGAAGGAGAUCAAAAAGGAGAGAGACACUCUUGAGAAAAUAAAUGAACUCAUUUUACAGCAAAAAGAUGAUUUUGAGAAUGAGGAGGAGGAAAUAAAGAAAAGAGAAAAUGAACUGCAGCAAAUGCAGGCUGAUCUUAACAGACAACAAAAAUACAUGCAGGAUAUUCAGAAUAUAGUUGUAAUGCAAAAAAGUCAACUUCAGAAAAGCCAAGAUGAAAUAGCCGAAAAGCUAACACAGGUGGAAGACAUCAGGCAGUUCACACAAAAUGAAAAAGACAAUCUUGACAGAGAAAGGGCGGCUAUAAUGGAACAGAAGCAGCAGAUGGAGAGCAACUUGACAGAUGCAUUAAACAGAGAACUAGAAACUGUGGAGCUUGUGAAAAAAGAGGUACUAAAUGAGAAGCGACUUAUUGAGGACUGCAGAAUAGCUUUAAUCAGAGAUAUAGAAGAUCUGGAGCAGAAGAAAAUCAAUUUGGGUAGUCAGGCAGAGGAGAUACAAUUACAAAGACAAAGUAUUGCAGAAGAGAAAAGCAAGUUGGAACAGACUGAAUCUGUGCUGCAACGAGUAGCUGAAGAUACUGAGAAGCUAAGACAAGAUACACUAGCUGAAAGACAGAAGCUUAAAAACACUGCUGUGCAACUUCAGAAAGAGAGAGAUGCCAUUGUGAGCCUUGCGGAGGAGACAAAAAGAAAGAGAGAGGACCUGGAUAAAAUGCAAGCUGAUGUAGAAAAGCAGGAAAAAGCAUUUGAGAUAUUGAAGGGCAUGAAGGCUGAUCUGCAAAAAGAAGCCAGUGUCAUUGAAAAUUUAAGACAAGCUGUUCAAAAUGGCAUACAACACGUAAAAGACAUGGAAGCCAAAAUUCAAAAAGAAAGACAAUACACUGAUAGUCUGGUUGAAGAGAUUGAAAAGAGGUCAAAAGCUCUGGAUGAGAUGCGCAUGGAGGUUGAAAAAGAAAAGCGAUAUGUCGAGUCUGAGAGAGAUGUGCUAGAACAGGAAAAGUCUAAGCUCAGAGAUCUCAAAGAUGAAUUUGCUCAGCAAAAAGAACAGAACAUUAUUAUACUGGCAGAGAUAGAGAAAGAAAGAGACAAUCUUGCGCAGAUGAGUGAAACCAUCUCAAAUCAAAGGUGCAUUGUUGAAAGUGAUAAAGAAAAUUUUAGACGGAGAGAAAAUGAACUGAAACAAAAAGAAGCAGAGAUUGAAAACAAACAAAAACAAAUAGAUGAGCUGAAGAGCAGUUUAAGAAUGGAAAAGAUGCAAGUUGAGCAGAUGCAAGCUGACCAAGAUCAACAAUGGACAGUUGUACAUGAAAAAAUAGAAUACGUUAAGACUGCAAGAGAUAGAGACGCGACAGAUCUGGAGAAAGAGAGACAGGAAAUGGAGAAUUUGAGAGAAGAACUGAGGGUGGAAUAUGAAAAUGUGGAGCUCCAAAAGAGAUAUUUAAUUGAGCAAAAAGAAGUAUUUGAAAGCCGCAUGAAAUCACUAGAAAUGGAUGAGGAAGACAUAGAGAAAAAUAAAGCUAAACUGCACAAAGAAUUUGAAAACUUGCAGUUUCAGAGGCAAUCGUUUGAGAAAGAGAUACAGCAGGUACGAGCUGACCUUCAGAAAGAGGCUGACAAUACUGAGAGAAUAAAGAAAGAGGUGGUAGCUGAAAAGCAGAGUAUAAAAGACAUGGCAGUUCAAAUUCAACAUGAGGGAAAUGACAGAAAAGAAGCUCUGGAGAGGAUGCGCCUUGAGCUAGAAAAACAAAAGCAAGACAUUGAGACUGAAAAAGAUAUACUAGAAAACCAGAAGUUUGAAGUGGACAAAAGCAAAAGAGAGAUAGCUAGAGCAAACGAUGAUCUUGCUGAAAAGAGAAAAAUUAAUGAUAUUGAUCGGUCAGAGAUGGAGAAGCAGAGAAAUUCCCUUGAUCAAAUGAAGAUGAACAUUUCACAAGAGGAACAUGGUAUUAAAACAGUGAAGGAAAGUUUGAGACACCAAGAAAAUGACCUGAAUAUACGUAUAUCACAACUUCAUGCACAACAGAAAGAAAUAGAAGAUAUUCAGGAUGUUAUCUUGAAAGAAAAGAGUCAGCUUAAUGAAAGACAGGCUGAAAUGGAAAAGCAAAAGAGAGAAUUAGAGAAUGUGAUGGACAGACUUGAAAAAGAGAGGACUAAUGUAAUGGAAGAAAGACAAAAAGUGAAUGGCAUUGCAGUAGAACUGAAGAGGGAAAGUGAAACAGUGGAGCUGAUGAAACAAGAAGUUCUCCGCGAAAAAGAAUCUAUUGAAAACAGCAGGCAAAUACUGAACAAAGAUCUAGAGGAUAUAAAAGAAAAUAGAACCAUCUUAGCUAAGGAGUUUGAGACCUUAAACUACCAGAAACAAUUGACUGGCAAAGAAAAGCAGGAAUUUGAUAAGAUGAAAAAUGAGCUCCAACAAGAAAAGGAAAUUAUUGCUAAACUAAGGCAAGACAUAGAAAAUGGCAGGCAGAAGGCUGAGGAAAUGACGAUCAAACUUCAAAACGAAAAGGAAGAUAUAGAGAUUUCUUUUGCCAGGAUAAGAUCAGAGGAAGGAGAUCUAAGAAAACAAAAACAAACAAUUGAAUCUGAUAGAGACACUCUUAAAAAGGACAAGUCUGACCUGGAGAAAACUAAAGCAGAGAUAGCCAGAGCCAAAGAAGAUCUUGAGAAUCAAAUUGAAUCACAUAAAAGACUAAAUGAGGUAACAUUGGCAGAGAUACAGAAAGAGAAACACAUUCCUGAGCAGUUAAGAAUGAACAUAUCACAACAGAGAGAUGAUCUAGAAAAGGACACUGAACAAACAAGAUACAAACAAGCAGAGCUGCAAAGUCUAAAAAUGGAAACUCAGAAAGAGCAAACAGAGAUAGAUGAGCAGAAGGUGAUGAUUGCACUAGAGAAGAGUGGGCUGAAAGACAUUAAAGCUCAAAUAGAUAAACAGAAAAAAGAGACAGAUGAAACCAAAGAACAGGUUAAAAAGGAGAGGGAUGAUAUUGAGAGAGAAAAGGCAGAAUUUAUGAAUCAAAAACAACAUAUGGAGGUAAAUUUGAGGCAAGAACUAAAAAUGGAGAGUGAAAAGUUAGAGCUGCUCAGAAAGGAGAUGUGUGAUGUAAAGGAAGGAAUUGACAACUGCAGGAAAAGCAUAAAAACAGACAUGGAUACUUUGGAACAAACAAAGCUUGAUGUAGUGAAAGAGUUGGAGAAUAUUAAGCUUCAGAAACAAAUGAUUGAGGAUGAGAAAGACAGGAUUGAGCAGAUAAAAUCAGAUCUAAAAAGAGAAGCUGAAGACAUUGAAAAGAUUAAAGUAGAGACACAAAAUGAAAGACAGAAGCUAAAGGAAGCAACAACCCAACUUAAGAAAGAUAGAGAUAAUGUUGAGAGUCUAGCAGAGGAACUUGACAGGAAAAAAGUGACACUAGAAAAUAUGCAUCAGGAAACUGAAUUGCAAAGGAAAGCAAAUGAGUCUAAUAAACAGAUGCAGGAAAGGGCUCUACUUGAGCUGAAGAAAACUGUGACAGAUAUAGCAAGAGCGAAGGAGGAUCUUGAAACCCAGCUCGUUGAAGAAAGAGAAAAGAACAAGAUCACACUAGCAGAGAUACAGAAAGAAAAAGACAUGCUUCUUCUACUGAGAGAUAGUAUUUCAGAGCAACAGGACAACAUCGCAAAUGAGAGACAACAAAUGAGACUGAGAGAGACUGAACUUGAACACCUCCAAGCUCUGAUUUAUAUGCAGCAAGAUGAAAUGGAAGCCACACGAAAAGCUCUCACAAUGGAAAAAGACAGAAUUGAAAAGAAGAAAACUGAAAUAGAUCAAAAACAGAGAAAGGUAAAUGAAAUCAUGGAAUUUACAACAGGAGAAAAGGCUUAUAUUGAGAAAGAGAAGUCUGAAAUUCUAGCACAGAAACACCAAAUGGAGACUGAACUGGAGCUCUUGAAGGUAGAACUGAAUAAUGAAAAAGAAUUAAUUGAGGAAAGGACCCAAAUGUUGAAAACAUUCAAUGCUGACAUAGACGAAAAAAGAGCAGCCCUAGACAGAGAGAUAAAGAAACUUCAAUAUCAUAAAAAAGCUAUUCGAGAUGAGACGGAUGAUUUAGAACAGAUGCAAAGACAAACUGAAGAUAUGAGAAGGCUAAAAGAAGAAACACAAAAUGAGAGACAGAGUUUGGAAAAGAUGGCUGAACAACUUCAGAAGGAGAAAGAAGGUAUUGUUCAUCUUGCUGAAGAUACAAAGAGAAAGAAUGAGAUUCUGGAUGAAAUGAAAGUAUUACACGAGUCCAAAUUAGAAAAUCUGCAAAAAGAGAUCAGGGAAAAACAGGACAUGAUGACUGAGCUGAGAAAGAAGUAUGAUCAGGGAAAAACAGGAUAUGAUGAUUGAGCUGAGAAAGAAGUCUGAAGAUGUUGAGCUUCAGAUGAAGGAGAUAUUGACUGAAAAGGAAAUGUUGGAAAAUG